AUGUCCCACCAGCUACAGGAGUUGGAAUUUGGACACGAAAUGUCAGCAUAUUAUCCGCCUCCAGCAUAUGAGCAUCCACCACUCUACGAAGAAUUGUUCGAAGUGGAAGAACCAUCAGAUUUUGAAGAACCAUCAGAAGUCGAAGAGUCGUCAGAAGUCGAAGAGUCGCCAGAAGUCGAAGAAUCAUCAGAUGUUGAAGAACCAUCAGAAGUCGAAGAGUCGCCAGAAGUCGAAGAAUCCUCAGAAGCCGAUGAAUCCUCCAUCGACAUAGAUGUGCUAUCAUCUCAGAUACAGUCAUGGUCGCAAGAGCUCCCAGUUUCCGACGCGCUGCCAGUACGUGAAGACCUGCCAGUAUCGCAACCUUUCCCAGCCACCGAGGAGCCAGUGCGAGCACCGCGUCUUCUAUAUUUACAGCUUCUGAUCGCCUGCGUUUCUUUGCUUUUGACUGCCUUGCUCAUUAUAACUCUGUUUCCUAUGAUCUCAAAAUUCUUCAAGCCGUCUUCUUCCGACCCAGCGAUGUACAAGGAUACGGAUCCUGCUCUUGCAUGGUAUAAAGGCAUUUUUACUGGCACCGAAAAUGCCCACAAGUAUCCCGUACCUUCCACUAUUGCACGCCAUGACUUCAUCGGGGGCUUAACAGUAGUCAAUUUCCCAGAUCUACCGGUGACGGAUGCCAUUUUGGAAGAAAACAAUCCAGAAAAACGCAGCGUUCAAAUGCAGGAAUAUAGAGAGCCUAUUCCACGAGAAACCACCAAGGAAAUCAGUCUCGAAGAUGAAAGCCCGACUGGGAGCGACCUUUACCCCGAACUAUUCGGGGACAUGGCGCCCCGAGACAAGAAAGAAGAGGGUCUUCCUCCACCAUACGCAAGAAAUGUCCCUUUGGCUAUAGAUGUCUCGAUGCCACAUGCGUUCGGGGCUGCGACAGUACCGAUGACUGCCCGGAUGGAUAUCAUUGCAAAUAUGGCCGGUACGGAUAUCGGUGCUUUGAGAAGAUGGGUCGACACCGAGAAUGUUUGGAACAUGGCCAUUUCUGUUGUCGGCAUUUGGAAUGCUGUACUGGGUACUGUGGCAAAAGGGCCAAAGGGGGUGACUUCCUGUGUACGCCGAUGCCCGGGGGUGUGGAUGGCCAUGCUGAUGGGGUCGAAAAGUAGUAUUAUUUGUGAUCUUGCUCUGUAG
Molecule: messenger RNA, 1176 nt
Organism: Penicillium nucicola
Lineage: Eukaryota; Fungi; Ascomycota; Eurotiomycetes; Eurotiales; Aspergillaceae
Exons: 2
Coding region: 1-1176 (391 amino acids)
Source: RefSeq, a predicted model, not a curated record